AAGGACACCAAAAACGUAAACCCCCUUCUUGGUGGCGCUGAGAGUGUAGGGUUUAUGGAGAGUGAAGGUGGUAAUACGAGAAACUAAGCAUUAGCAGCAGCAUAUCUUUCACCACCGAUAUGCACCCAAGAAUGAGUCUGGUAGCAGGAUCGUACGAGAGGUUCAUUUGGGGCUUCUCCCUAAAUCCCAAAAACGAAACCCUAACCCUAACCCCUCUCUUCUCUUACCCUUCCCACCUCUCUCUCAUCAAGUGCGUCGCUGUCUCCGGCUCCGUCGUGGCCUCCGGCGGUGCUGACGACACAAUCCACCUCUACGACCUCGCCACCGCUGCCUCCCUCGGCUCCCUCCACCAACACUCUGCCACGGUCACCGCCCUUGCUUUCUACGCCCCUCCCUCCCUUCCCUUUCCCCGCAACCUCCUCUCCGCCGACGCCGAAGGCUCACUGUCGCUCUUUGACGCCGAUGGCUUCGUCCACCUCAAGACGCUCCCCCGCGUCCACCGCCGCGCCGUCAACGACCUCGCACUUCACCCCUCCGGCAAGCUCGCACUCUCUGUUGGCCGUGAUGAAUGCCUCGCCAUGGUCAACCUUGUACGUGGCCGAAGGAGCUUCUGUUGCCGCCUUGGAAAGGAGGCAAGUAUAGUGAGGUAUGACUUGGCCGGAGACAGGUUCUUUAUGGCCAUGGAGGAGAAGGUGACUGUCCACGGGGCUGAGGAUUCGCGCUUGCUAUUUGAAUUGGACUGCCAGAAAAAGGUCCUCUGCACUACGCCAGCGAAGAAUGGACUUUUAUACACAGGUGGUGAGGACCGAAAUAUCACAGCAUGGGACAUAAACAGCGGGAAGGUGGCUUAUUGCAUUGAAGGAGCACAUAAUGCCCGUGUAAAAGGAAUUGUUGUGCUCACAGAUAGUGAUGCUGCUUCAGGGAGUGAUGAUCCGUACCUAGUUGCAUCUGCAUCAUCUGAUGGGGUUAUACGUGUCUGGGAUGUUCGAAUGGCUGCAACAGAGAAGUUGAAUCCAGUAGCUGAGUGUAAGACACAAUCUAGGUUGACAUGCCUUGCUGGAUCAUCUCUAAAAUGUGAGUCUUAAUUUCUUAAUACUGAAUUGUUGGAUUUUAUGUUUAGACGGAAUACUGCAACAGGAUGGCUGCUAUUUCCUGUGGAUCCAUUUUAUACAAGCAGUCCCUGCGCAUAAGCUAAAGUUAAUUACGAAUAAAUUUAAUGUGAUACUUAAGAUUCUCCCAUGUAGUAAGCUAAAUUUUUGUAUUGGACCCUUUGUCAAGGGUAUCAGUUAUACCAAGUUUGCUGAAGUUCCUAGUUGAGCUGCAUUGGAAUAUAAA
Molecule: messenger RNA, 1335 nt
Organism: Arachis ipaensis
Lineage: Eukaryota; Viridiplantae; Streptophyta; Magnoliopsida; Fabales; Fabaceae
Product: Transducin/WD40 repeat-like superfamily protein
Molecular function (GO): protein binding
Source: RefSeq, a predicted model, not a curated record